Polistes dominula (European paper wasp) is the source of this 4712-nucleotide messenger RNA. RefSeq names its product AE binding protein 2 jing (gene jing). Lineage: Eukaryota; Metazoa; Arthropoda; Insecta; Hymenoptera; Vespidae. Gene Ontology annotation, biological process: regulation of transcription by RNA polymerase II. The record is from RefSeq and is a predicted model, not a curated record. Gene Ontology annotation, cellular component: ESC/E(Z) complex.
GUUCGGUUUAACUUGUCGGAGGCGGUUCGACGGCAGUCCUCGUAGUGGGGGUUGAUCAGUGGGUUGCCGUCGGCGUGAGGUGGCGGCGGUUUUGUACACGCGAGGUAUUCGAGGGGUCGAUCGAGACGUGCGCCGGGUGGGUAGAAAAGAGUUUAGCGCGCGGUGCCGCGGCCCGUGCUCGUGCUCGUGCUCGUUGGACGACCAAGUAGGAAAGGUAGUUGAAAGGAGAGGACCCUAAGUGUUGUCGGAGAGGAAUGAGUGAAUGAGUGCAAGUGUUCUACGAGAUCACACGAGAAUAGAAGAGGUAAAGAAGAAGCCAGCCAGUCAGCCAGCCAACAGGAGAAACAAUAGGAGAAGGUGGAGUCGAAAAAGAAGAGUGCACAACGACCGCGAGAGAUAGAUUUGAGCAUAGUAGUAGUAGAAGGAGUAAGAGUGUAUAAGUGGGGAGGUUGGAGGAGGGCCACUGCCAAGAAAACAGUAGUGCGUUCCUUGGCAAGAUGGCAGACGGUCCGUCCGCCGAAGAGGCCUCUGCUGUUGAUGUUCGAAUUCUUUCGAAAGAACGACACAAACGACAGGACGCUUCUUCCUCGAGCUCGUUGCUAGCCAAUGCCAAUGCGGCGGCGGCGGUGGCGGCGUCCUCUUUCAGCAGGGGCUACCAGGACGUUCUUGGUAGACGGAACGUUGUUCAUGGGAAUCCUACCACUGGUGCAUUCGAUGUUGACAAUGACGAUGACAAUGACGAUGACCAAGACGAUAAUGAUGACGACGACGACGAAGACGAGGACAAUUACAAACAAGUGGACACUCGACCACGUCGUUACCAUCAUCACCAUUAUCGCUAUCAACAUCAACAACAACAACAACAACAACAAAAACAACAAGAAAGGAUUGCUAAUGAAGGUGCUGUUGGUGUUGGAAUUGGUAAUCAUUUUAAUAGUAGUGCUGGUGGUGGUGAAGGUGGUGGCAGUGGUGGUGGUGGUGGUGGUGUUGUCGGUGGUAAUUGUGCAUCCACUGUUCGAGGAAAGGAACAUAGUAAAGUGUUGUUAUACGAUGAGGAAGAUUAUUACGAGGAAGAAGAUGAGGAUGACGAAGAAGACGACGGUGAGGAAGGUGAUGAGGAAGAUGAGGAAGAGGAAGAAGAUUAUGUGAAACAGAAACCAGUAGAAAAACGAAGAGUUAGAUUGGGCUUGAAAAAAUCUACGGAGGGCAUUGUUACAAGUGUCAGUAGUGUUGCUAAUAAUAAUAAUAGAAAUAGUAAUGCUAGUGUUGGUGGACAUGUAGCUAAUGGUAGUGCUAGUGCUUUGUUGGUAACAACCAUGCUCCGUAAUACAUGGUCGCGAUUAUUACCCAAUGUCGUAGACGUUGCAAGUGAUCCGUCGGAAUCGGUUGGUACAAAGCAAAUUAAAUCGAAUUUAAAAGGUAAAUCCGAUGGGGAGGAAAACAAUGACAAUAAGAAAAAGGAAGUCCAAUAUUUGCAACAACAAAAACAACAGCAGCAACAACAACAACAACAGCAGCAGCAGCAGCAACAACAACAACAUCAACAACAACAACAACAACAACAGCAACAACUGGAAGAUAAAAAGAAGAGGAAUGAAGAGAAAGAUAGAAGAGGAGACGAUACCACGAACGAUCCUCCUCCCCUUAACACCGUAACCGUCACCAUUAGCCCUGCCUCCCCUUCUUCAACAACCGUCACAACGAGCGGCAUCGCGAUCGGCGUCGUUGCCAGCACCGUCAACAGCAACAGCAGCAGCAGCACCAGUACCAGCACCAGCAGUACCAGCACCAGCACCACCGGAAGUGGCAGCUCCGUUGCCGGCGGCGCGAGCAACAUCAAGAGUAGUAGUAGUUGCGCCGGCUCCUUGUCCAACGACAGCCCCUUUAAGGGACAGGUCAGGAUGGCCGAAGAGACUCUCGUUGGGCCUUGCGGCAAGAAGCGUUGCGCCGAUCGAUACGACAGCUCCGAGAGUUCCGACAGUGGAGUAGCAGUCUCGUGCGGAGAGUGUAGCAGUAGUGGGACAAGCGACAUUACUGAACCAGGUUCGCCGUGUAGUACAAGCAGCGACGAAGGUGUAGCAGCAUUAAGGGGAGCAUCAGCAAGCCCAUUACCAAGUUUGCCCAAGCUGGCGCCAUCCUCGCAACUCGGUACCAGGCCCCAGUGGCCCUGGACCCCGCUAUUGGCGGCAACGGCCUGUUCGACUUAUAAGAAACUCAAAGGGGAACCCGAAGCGGGUACCUUGCCUAGGUCCGGUGCAGCCGAUCCAACUUCGCGAGGAUCGUCUAAAGCGAACAGUAAUAAACCAGUUGGUAUUAUUCAUCAUAACGAAUCCUCAUCUCAAGGAAAAAUCACCGAGUAUUUUAAAUCCCAAAUCAAACCAUCACAAUCUAAACUGAAAAAGACGUCGGAAACAAUGUCGGUACUGGUCGCUAAAAGUUCCUCGGAAUUUCGAAGGCCACCAACCGUUCAAAGGAACAAAGGUGGCCUUGCCAAAUACCUCGGCACCGUUUCUAAUCCUCGUACCACGCAAACUGGCAAGGAUUGGGAUAUUAGAACUGUUAACAUGUCGCCGCCACCGCCUAUUAAGAAAACACCACCAGUCAUCGUGCCUAGGACCAACGCUAAAAUAGAUAAAAAAUUAACAAAGCCUCUGCCAAGUUUGCCUAUCUCCAACGAAGUUCUUAAAAAUAUACCACCCUGCAAGAUCUCCUCUCUAAGGCUUACUUCGGAAGCAAGUCCAAGCUCGAUAAAACCGUGUUCACCACCUUCAACGCCAAUUGCCAACCCUCCUACAAACGAUUACAAAGGGUGUAUUUUAAAUUCGAAACCUCACGUCAACGAGAACAAUAAUUUAACGAAUGGAUGUCCAACCUUACUUGGUUUCUUACGAUCUCAGAAUAGUCAGGGCCCGUUGUCCAGGUUAUCGUCAGUUGAAAAUGAAAAGAACGAAACUCAAACGUUGCAAGCUGACGAAGAAGAUGUUGAAGAGGAAGAAGAUGAUUCUAGAGGCAGUGAAUCAAAGACAACACUUUCACCAAUUUUGUCAGCACCUACAACGAUACGUUUUCCUGCUAGGGCACCUGAAAAGGAUAGGUCGCAGCAUGCGGAUAGUGGGAUUUGUCGAUGGGACAAGUGCGAAGCUAGUUUCGAAUCUAGCACUGGUCUUUUAGAACAUCUCCAGGUGGCUCACAUCAACACGCAAACUGGUGGAGACAAUUUUGUUUGUCAUUGGCUGGGUUGUAAAGUUCAAGGAAGAACAUCCUGUUCAAGAAGAUGGCUUGAAAGACACGUACUUUCUCAUGGCGGAAACAAACCAUUUCGGUGUAUCGUCGAUGGAUGUGGCAGUAGAUUUAGUUCACAGACAACCUUGGAAAGGCACGUUAAUGGCCACUUCAAUCAACCCGAAACAAGUAGCAGUAGCGGAAGGAGGAGUUGCGAAAAUGGUGGCAAACUUGUCAGGAGGAAUGGAAAGAGAUUGAGAUAUAGAAGACAACCAUGGUCUGCACGACUGUUCGAUUAUUUCGACUCCGGUGUCAUGGAAGGUCUUCAACAUAGAUUAUUUGAGCUGGCCAAAACAAGAACGCAAGGUCGGUUAGCUGAAACGCCUGGAGAUUCGAUGGCCCUAACUAGUCAAGUAUUAGCAAGAAGAGUAGAGAUGGAUGGCAAAGUUAAAGUCCUUUUACGAUGGUAUCCUCAGGACAUAGAACCAGACGAAUGGGUAUUAGAAUCUGAAGUACAAAGCACAAAACACGUAGAAAUACGUAAAAUAGCUAGAAAAUAUCCUGAAGAAGUUAGUCUAGCGUUAUACCCAGCAAUGCACGGUGGUGUACCACCAUUAACAAGAAUAAAGCAACGUCGAAAAUCAGUUAAGAAUUCGUGAUAAUGUCUCGAAAUGAAGAUUAUUGGAAACCAAUAAAAAAAAAAUUGACUAAGAAGGAAAGGAAGAAGAUAAAAAAAAAGAUGAAGAAAACCGAAUGAAGUUUAAACACAUGGACGACAUGACGGGGUCCAGAAAUAUGUGUGAUAAUAAGAAAAAACAGAAGGAGGAGCCUGGAUAGUAAUAAUAAUAUUAAUAAUAAUAAUAAUAAUUAUAAUAAUAAUUAUAAUAAUUAUAAUAAUAUUAAUAAUAAUAAUAAUAAUAAUUGGAACACCUGUGAAACCAUAUGCCGUGGCGGUAUAAACCGAAGUUAGACGAACGAGAACGAACGAACGAAGAAGAAUCGAAUGACAUGACCAAAGCUGCUGAUUCCGCAGUACAAGAAACUCGGAGAGCAAUAGUAAACAAUUACCCUAAUAUGAAAAAAUGAAAGAAAAAGCAAUGAUAAAAACGAAGAAGAAGAAGAAGAUAAUACAUUCUAAUAUAUUUAGCCUAAAUAAAAGAGAGAGAGAGAGAGAGAGAGAGAGAGAGAGAGAGAGAAUCCUUUCUUAGAUCUCAUGUAUGAUGGAAAUUCAUCGUUCAAGAAUUUGAGGAUGGUAGCUCAAUUUACCUGUUUGAGAAAAUAAAGAGUCUCUUUAUCUUUUUUUAAGAGAUUCUAACAAGAGAGAAAGAGAGAGAUAGAGGGAAUACACACAAGCGGCCUCGGAAGAGCUGGGCUUGGGCCUCAUAAGUGCCUCACCGUGGAUACGUUUUAUACUACAACACAAUGUCGUUUGAACACAAAUAUGAAAAAAAAAAAAAACAAAACAAAAAAAAAUUGAUUAAUGUGAACAA